Molecule: messenger RNA, 2661 nt
Organism: Suillus plorans
Lineage: Eukaryota; Fungi; Basidiomycota; Agaricomycetes; Boletales; Suillaceae
Exons: 14
Coding region: 1-2661 (886 amino acids)
Source: RefSeq, a predicted model, not a curated record
AUGGCACCCCUUCCCGAGCGGCACAGCUGCCAAUGUUGUGAAGUGUGUGUAGUUUUUGAGGCGAGCAACCCAAAUGAUGAACGAGACUCUGCAAUGUGCUAUUGUGGACACACUUUUCUUCACCAUGCAGUUCCGGUGGUCUAUCCACCACCAGUCCCUGCCACGCCACUUCCACUCCCUCUGAAAGGAGGUUGUCCAGUAUCGGGAUGUGUUAAAUUCAAACAAGGAAAUAGUCUUGCAGGACCGAUCACACCACAAUCCCUUUGUGUUUGUGGUCAAUGUUGGCUUGCACACGUCAAAGUCACACCAGCAACUGCGAGUCUAACACCUCCACCGACACCAACUGUAGUAGGCACCCCAGCUAUGGCCUGGCCUCCCCCAUCUCAAGUCAGAUCAGGCACGAGUAAUGAGCGCCAUGUGCAAUCAUAUACAUCAUUUCGUCCGGCUGUGGGUGUACCAGGAACUGCCAGUCCUUUUAGUCCUUUUCCUACCAGCAUGCGGCCUGCAAACUCUGGUUCAACUCGAACUUCUUCUCGCCCAGUUCGGCUGUCCAGUCAUGCUGCUAUGAGAAGAAGCUCUGUUCAGGAAUCUUUGAGAUUUGACAUCGUAUUUUUACCAUAUCCAUUUUCAUCUUCUCUUGAGAUUGAGUCCGACGAGCCAUUUCCAAAGGACCUAAGACUAAGUCGCCAAAAGCUCCCAGAUAUUCUUCGUCGACUUCGGCACCACAACCUUGUGAUAGAUGUCACACUUUCAACAUCUGAUCCACAGCGCUUGGUGAUCAACGAGCUUCAUGAGCACAUCACAUCGCACCUUGCUGCCCAUACCAUCCACUUCCCAGCUUCCCCGCUUUUUGACACCAAUACGACUGUCCACGCGCCACAAGUCGAGUAUGAAAGGGCCGACUGGCUUAUAUUACAGCUCGGAAAACUCAACCGUGAUGGUACAUCCUACACGUUAAAGACAGCUGCAUUGACCACAUGGCAGCUCACUGUGGCAGCCCUCGUCGACAACAUGAACAAGAUCUCCAGAAAUAUGAAGAAUCCUUUCAGCGACACACCACUUCUAUUCAUCGCACCUCGUUUUGGGAAGCUUACUGGGCCUAUCGAUACCACAAAAAGGUCGAGCUGGAACCCAUCGUGCUUGUCAGCUUGUCCUGGCUAUGGUAUUGAACAGCGUCUUGAUCGAGUUGAUGACGAUGAUGAUUGUUUCAAUGAGUCGCUCUCGUCUACUAUUGCUUGUGGUCCAAUACUGCAGUCAGAGAACACUUCCCCCGCACAUCCUGCCCACUCCAACGUCGCUGACUGGCAAGCAUAUGUACAAGACCAUGCAUUGGAUGGUAGGCAUACAGAGAUUCAACCUUGGCGUGGUCAAGGAAAGACAGUGGAAGAUGUUGCUGAUCUUUUGACGGCCUUCAUAUACUCUAAGUAUGGGGGUAUUUCCCUCAGCAUGGCCUCGUUGCCAUCAGGACUCAUCGUUGGUUACUCAUAUAAGAAUGAUGGGUCUGACCUCAGCCUCGCCAGUUUGUUUAUGUCGGAGAGAACUUACAAAGUUGGUGAGGGCCUUGGGGAAGGUGUCGAGCGAUCCGUCCUUGCUCAAGCUAUCCAGAAGUCGACAAGUGAACUAUCCACUUGGGUGGAGACCAUGGAUGGGUUCAAGAGCCUUUCGACCCUCCCAUUUGGGGUGUUGGACCCAAAGAUGGCGUGUAAACUCAAGACCCAUGGCCUGUUGUGUGCCUUGCACAUUUUCGCACUUGGCCAACCACCCGUACCAUGUUCUCCGUUUUUACUCAUUUACGUCCUGGGAAACUUCAAUCUUCUUUUUGAUACCUCGUAUAUUAGGAUGUUGGCACCUGAAGCAGCACAUGCGCUGUCUGUGAUUCCAUCGAACCAUAACAGCCCUCUUGACCUCUCACCCACUGGACCUCUUGCAUCAUUGUUAGCGACAUAUCUUAUGAUUCAGCCUGCACAACUUGCGCAAGAUAUGUUACCUGCAAGACGUCUCGAGUUGCAACGGCAGCUUUAUGCUGGUGUUCUUCUUGGAUGUCCAUCAGCAUUCACGUUAGAUGUCCCUCAAGAAUUCUUAGCGUUUGCUGAAGGGUUCGAUGCGUAUGUUAGUGAAGAGAUACCUUCCUUGGCAUCUACCUUGCGCCCGUCAUUGGAAGGGCUGAUUGCUGAGCUUUAUCAGCAACAUUUCAUUUCUACUGCUCAGCUCAUUCAGCGCCUUGAAUUUGAGGUUGCACAGAUAUCUGAAUCUGAUGGUGGGCAUGCGCGCAGGCCUGUCAUUGACUCAGAUACGGAAGCGGCUUUCAUCUUGAGGUUUACUCGAGAGCACAACACGCACAAUGCUGCGAUGCAAGCAGUUUAUGCUGCAAAUGUCUGGAAGUUGUAUUCUUCCAGCGAAUCCGAAGCAAAAUUUCUGUGGCUUCCACAGAGAUAUGCACAUUCAAAACCACCAGGGGCGGGCGCUGAUUGGGAGCCGGCCACCUAUCCAAUGCACUUUCAGACAUGUUCCUACCGAGUGAACAUUCCACUCACAAAAGCCAUCAUCUCCUCUCUCGCUGAUCCAAUCCCAGAUGAUGACAAUACAGUGACAGAUUUUGAUCUUUGGAUCCAUUCUUCUCUCUUCGCUUUUUCAGGGCCCUCUAGCUUUAAUAUCCUUUGA